AAGCGGUUGGAGCGCCAGGUCAAGAGCAAGGCAUUCUUCAAGUAAUUCAUCUCAUACAGAAGGUUGAUAGUUUUUUCGGUAAGUCAUCUCAUCCAGUAGCUUGGUGCAUUACUUCGUAAUGAAAAUAAAUCACAUCGCCUUUACCCAAUGAUUUUUGUCCAGAACAAAUCAUAUUAUUUCUUUUCUACGAGUACUAUAUAUGUUGAUUAUUCAGAGGUCUCAUCUUCAUGAGACUUGCAAGGCCGUCGUCAGCAUCACGGCCCGCAGGUGACGGAGGAGCAGGUGCGGCGCAACCUCGCCAUGAACAAGAUUGACUCGGACCACCCGCGUCACCUGCAGCCGGUGGGCGAGCCCGCCGGGCAGCCCGUCACCAUCACGUCGGACGCGUACGAGGCCGUCCGCGAUGCGCACGCCGUCUGCAUCCUGACCGAGUGGGAGGAGUUCAGGAGCCUCGACUGCAGGCGCAUGUACAACGUGAUGCAGAAGCUGGCUUUCGUCUUCGCCGUCGCAACAUCGUCGACCCGUAGAAGCUCUGGGACAUUGGAUUCAUCGUCUAUGCAAUUGGCAAGCCGCUUGACCAGUGCCCAGUGGCUCAAGGACAUGCCAGCCAUCGCCCUAGGCGAUGCACACUAAUAGCAGCGUGUCGACGAGGGUUCUUCUUACUAAUUAAUA
Molecule: messenger RNA, 672 nt
Organism: Triticum dicoccoides
Lineage: Eukaryota; Viridiplantae; Streptophyta; Magnoliopsida; Poales; Poaceae
Product: UDP-glucose 6-dehydrogenase 2-like
Exons: 1
Coding region: 301-633 (110 amino acids)
Biological process (GO): glycosaminoglycan biosynthetic process
Cellular component (GO): nucleus
Molecular function (GO): UDP-glucose 6-dehydrogenase activity; NAD binding
Source: RefSeq, a predicted model, not a curated record